Amaranthus tricolor (Joseph's coat) is the source of this 1548-nucleotide messenger RNA. RefSeq lists its product as uncharacterized. The coding region runs from base 340 to 1146 and encodes 268 amino acids. NCBI's taxonomy places the organism in Eukaryota, Viridiplantae, Streptophyta, Magnoliopsida, Caryophyllales, Amaranthaceae. The transcript is spliced from 6 exons. The record is from RefSeq and is a predicted model, not a curated record.
UUGGCAUUGUAUAUGAACAUGAAAAUUAGGGUUUGUUAGGUAUUGUUUUGGGAAAAAAAAUCCCAAAAUUUAUGAACCCUAAAAAGUGAUUGCUUGAGCUUUCAGGGGAAGUGGCUCAAAUUUGGUUCCGAAUUCCAAUAGACUUUGUGGAGGCACCGCCAUUUCCGGCUCGUCAGUCACCAACAUUUCUCACAACUCCUUCCUCCCAAAAAUUCUUUAUUUCUCAUGCCCAAAUUACUUGAUUCCUUAAUAAUAUUGUAUUGAUUGUCCUUAAACAACUCCAAUUAAUCCAUUUGAAGUCCUAAUUUUGAAAUCUCCCAUCUCCAAAGAAGUAAAAAUAUGAUGAAUGCCUCAAUCAAAUCUAUCCUGAUAAACCCUCAAGCAAAUUCCAAUUUUUUAUAUAUAAAGUCUGCUUUUUUCCAUUCCACCACAUUUCUGGAGCGUGCUCGUCGCAACUACUGGCAUAUUAGAAACAAUAAUAGCAAUAAAAGCAGAUGGUCAGAUCAUAGAAGGAACCCUUUCAAGCGAAAAUUAAUGCGGGAUACUAAUGCUUAUGUUGAGUACAUGUUUCAGAGCUGCAAAUCUGAUUGGGACCAAGAUAAUCAGCCAUUUGAUAGGGGUCCAGCAUGGUUCAAAAAUUCUUACAAUGGAUCUGGAAAGAAUCGUUCUAAUACUCGAGGACAUCAAAAGAGCGGAAGAAGAGGAUACACUUUUUGUGAAGAAGACGACGAUGAUGAUGUAGAGACCAUCUUCCGAUCAGCAUUUGGCGAUAGGUUUAUCUUUUGGUCAUUUGUAAAUCAAGACUACUCUCAUUGGAGGAGCUCAUCACAUUCUACUAACAAUAACUCUUGGAGACGGAGAAGGAGGCAGCAAUAUGAAUAUGAAGAUGAAGAUGAUGACGAUGAAAAUUUCACGUCAGCCGACAACACUAGGAAAUCCGCCGCUUUGGCUUCAGAGAGAACAGCACUCGGGUUGAGUGCUUCCGGUCCACUAAAACUUGAAGAUGUGAAAAAUGCAUACCGAACUUGUGCUUUGAAAUGGCACCCUGACCGUCAUCUGGGUUCCUCUAAGGCUGCCGCUGAGGAGAAGUUUAAGCUUUGCACAGCGGCAUAUCAAUCUUUAUGCGAUAGGCUGGCUUCAAAUUGAGUUUUUUUAUCUCGCUUGACGCCAAUUUUGACGCCUCCACUCCAGGUGACUGAACAACAUGGUAAAUCGAGUUACAAUUACCCUAUCAAUUGUUACUUGGUGAUCGGAAUCAGAUCAUUGCUGGGGCGACGCCUCUAUUAAUUCCCCGAUCUUUUUUGUAAGGAGGUCUCAAUUGGUUUGGGAGGAUACGCGGAAUCUUAUCGCAGACAUGGUUGAACCAUGGUCGAAGUUCCGACCAUUUUACUAUGAGCAAUUUAGCUUUCUUAGGGUCUUGCAUAUUUAUUCUGUUGUACUUCUAUUAGAACUAUUAGGAAAAAGAAAAGAAAAGAGAGAAACUUGUUUCUUUUUUGAUAAAGCUUUUUGUAACCUAAAUUAAUAUUAAUAUUAGAUAUGUAUCAGUUA